AUGGCUCGAUUAUAUGCAGUGUUCCCAAUUCAAACGGGGCUAUCUAAUAUUCCUUCGUGGAAUCGGACUAAUGCUGCAAAACAGCCAUCUUGCUUUGGAUUAUCCACCAACAUCUCAACUACUCACGCCACCCCCAAAGCAAUUAUCGUGUAUCCUGGAUGCAAUUCUAUUCGGGAGCGUCAGCGAGAGCUGAGAAAACUACGUAAACGCCGGGCCAAACAAGAGCGUCGCCAAACAGCCAGGCAGAAAUCGGUAGUCGCCAUAACUCCUUCAGAUGGUCACCAAAGCACCUUAUUAUGCAGUGGUUUGAAUUCUCCCAAGCUUGAUACGGUUCAAGAGGCAAAUGUGCCAAAUGCCGAUAAAGGAGAGACCUCGCUAAUUGGUGAGGCCAAGUCUGCUAUUUGA
Molecule: messenger RNA, 405 nt
Organism: Protopolystoma xenopodis
Lineage: Eukaryota; Metazoa; Platyhelminthes; Monogenea; Polystomatidea; Polystomatidae
Source: the annotation of a GenBank genome assembly